AUGCUUAAGUUUGAGGCCGGUCUCAGCUUCUUCAAUCUAGCUUGCAGCAUAUUUCGUGAUGUUGAAGAUGUUAGCUGGGAAAGCGUGCAGUGUCUUCUGCUCAUCGCUCUUUACAACUCAUCCAAACUCAGAGUUUACGAUCAUUGGCGUUUCAUCAACAAAGCCUGUUCGACUGUGAUAAUCUUGCUGCCUUUAGAGGAACAGCUGCGAGCUCACCAUUGCCAACUCUACUGGAUUGCAUACCUACAAGAAAGUCAAAUACUCGUCGAGUUUGAAUUCCCCUCGAGCGGUCUUAGUGGGCUUGAAAGCUCCGUUCCGUUGCCGCUUCUCCCAGAUCCUGGGAUCGACCCGCGGCAAAAGGAGUACCAAUUCUUCUUCCUUGCCCUCGUUUCAAUGAGAAGACUCCUUAAUAGGAUUCACUCCCAUUUGUACAAUCAAGAGCGGCUUGUGAUUCCAACUCCCUCCGUGCUCUACGAACUCAACCGGCAGAUUGAGGAGUGGAAACAAUGUCUCCCCUCUGCAUUUCAGUUCUCGGAUCUCACACUAUCGGAUGAAGUUCGAAUUGCUUCUCAAACCGACAAGCGCAGCAUGCAAGAGAGGCUCAAGGGUCACUUGAAGGCCCGCUAUCAUGCCGCCAAAACCAUACUCUACCGACCUCAUGUUCACAGGGUGAUACACAGCUCUGGAGUAGAUGCCGCGGAUUACGAACUAGAUUGUGCUAAAACUGCUAUUGCUUCGGCGCUGAUAGGAAUUCUUCACGGCGGGAUAAUGCACGAGCCUUUCCAGCUUCUCCUGUUUCCCAUUAACUCCUGGAGAACGCUAUUUGCAAUAAGAAUCCAGAUACAAAUGAUUCAGAGAACGGAGGUUUCGGGAUUGGCAGCGGCCUUGCUGCCAGAUGGCUGGGAAGUGAUUGAUCGGGUUCAGGCAAUCAUUGUUGACGCGGCAUCUCCUUUUUCACCGACAAUCACCAGGGAUUACGAGAUUGUUCAGAGUCUCGCAGAAGGAUAA
This is a messenger RNA of Colletotrichum siamense, 1008 nucleotides long. RefSeq names its product Echinocandin B biosynthetic cluster transcription factor ecdB (gene ecdB-3). Bases 1 to 1008 code for a protein of 335 amino acids. The transcript has 6 exons. The record is from RefSeq and is a predicted model, not a curated record. NCBI's taxonomy places the organism in Eukaryota, Fungi, Ascomycota, Sordariomycetes, Glomerellales, Glomerellaceae.